GCAAUUAAUGAUAAAAGGGCCAUCGUCCAUCAAUGACAUUUAAAAAGUAAUGAAACAGCCAGCGUGGAAUUCGCUAAUAUAAUGAUAAAUCCAUAAUAUGGAGAUGAAUACUUGUAAGGUUUCUAUUAGGCAAAUUGCCUUCGACAUCAAACAAAAUUUCUCAUCAUCCACGAGCCCCGACAUUCUAUUUCCGACAUUGUCGAUUAUAUUUAUCAUAUCGCCGAGAGCUCACGUCAUUAAACAGAUGGCGAUCAGCCGAACGACGACGUUUGCGCGAAAUAGCGCGAGCCCUUGGUGACUCUGCGCCGCGAUUCCCGCGUAUUGAAAAACAAAUCGACGACGCCGCUUACGAGAAUGUAAACACGGCUAUUUCCCAACGCGGCUCGGCCUACUUGUUAAAAGAUGGGCGCGCGCCGAGCUCCCGGCAACUCGGCCCGCGUACUACAGCCACCAAGGAUCAUGGAGUGCCGCGGCAGCGGAGUCCUGCUCAUCACCCUCGUAAUCCUCGUCCUCGGGGCGACGCUGCUCCCCGAGCCCUGCGACGCCGCGCCACGACGUCGAAGGAACCCCGCACCACAGCCCCGCUGUCCGAACUGCGCGCGCGACUGCCCGCAGAACCUCGCCGGCGACUCCAUGUGUUGGGCGAGGCGUCAGAAAUUAUGUAGGGUUAGUGACGAUGUGUUGAAGGUCAUCAACACUAUUUUCGGAAUCGGGAAAUAUUUGCUUGGAUCAGAGAUAAACGAAGACUAUCAAUCGCUGUCCGCUGGGCACUACUCACCCCCUGUCUCUCAGCCGGCCUACGAAACGCUCCAACCCUCGGCGGUCUACAGUCCCCCCCAACUCAUACCCUCCUAUCAAUCGCCUCAGAUCGUACCAUCUUACAGCUCCCAAUUGCCAGUCGCGGUAUCCUCCUACACUCCCCCGUUGCCUACGCCCUCGUACGAUCCACGUCUUCCUGCGCAGCCGUGCAGCUCGCCGCAGGUCCCGAGCCCAUCCCCCGAGGUGCCUUGCUACGACUGCUCUCCCCCCUCGGCUCCGGCCAGUUUCAACCUCCUGCCCAAGUCGCAGAGCCGCUACGAGACCUGGCGCCGCUCCCUCGGCAAAUACAAUCGCAGCCCCUACGCUGUCCAAAACUACCGACCGCGCUUUUACUCCCAGGGGGCCCAGGCCUUGCCACUUACCGCCACCGACUACGACUGCGAGUGCGGCUGCGAGCCCAAGUUCCAGCUCGACGACUCUCAGGACCUCGACGAAGAUGCCUCCUACGACACUUACAACAGGCGCUCGUCCGAGGCUGAGGCGCCCAGAGUCAGCAGACAUUACAGCCACCACGCACAGCACGCGGAGCCGCCGAGUCUAUCGACAAACAUGUACAAGACUUACGUGCCCUACGUCAGGGAGGAGACACCUGCCGAUCCCGACGAGAGCGAGCGCCGGGGUCGCGAAAGGCUGUACGUGGUGUACCGGGCGGACGCUACAAAGCCGGAAGAGCCGUUGGACGAGAAUCAGAUCUCCGAGCGCGAGCUCGAAACUGUGAUACGUAAGGCGAUAGAGAUCGCGCGCCAGCAGCGCAACCACGACAAUGCUCUCGAGAAACGUACCAAACAUCAGCAUCAUCAUCAUCAUCAUUAUCAACAGCAGCAACAACAACUACAACUACAACAAUACCAAAAACGACAAUACUCGCAGAUUCAGGACGCUGAUACUCAGCAGUCCCAGCACCAGCGAGUGGACGAGGGACCGUACGCACUGCGCGAGGAUAUCGAUGAGAGUCGAAAUCCCGGCCUCGAUCAGAACAAGUGGGUGGCCAUCAAGUCCGUGCCCAGGAGCGACAUUCUCGAGGAUGUGAACGAGGAGACGAAGCUCGCGGAGGGACGGAGACCAGCGGUGGUGGACCUCGUCGACGACAUUCAACCGCCCCGGACGGUCACGGAGCCAGCAGUAGCCGAUAUUGGCCCUGCCAAGGAGGCGCCUAUCAAGAAGUCCUAGUGCUGAGCGACAACGAGGCACGAGCGGAUUUUCGAUCGUGUAAAAGUGUGUAAAGGU
Molecule: messenger RNA, 2046 nt
Organism: Ceratosolen solmsi marchali
Lineage: Eukaryota; Metazoa; Arthropoda; Insecta; Hymenoptera; Agaonidae
Exons: 5
Coding region: 403-1989 (528 amino acids)
Source: RefSeq, a predicted model, not a curated record